This is a messenger RNA of Paramormyrops kingsleyae, 1916 nucleotides long. The record is from RefSeq and is a predicted model, not a curated record. NCBI's taxonomy places the organism in Eukaryota, Metazoa, Chordata, Actinopteri, Osteoglossiformes, Mormyridae.
CUGGACGAUUCUGCAAGUGGGGGGCCCUUCAUCGAUGCUCCACCCCUCUGCCCUUUUGCGGCCGCUGGCCAGUGUCACUAUGGCAACAGCUGUUCCUAUCUCCAUGGAGACGUGUGUGAGAUCUGCAGGCUGCAAGUGCUGCACCCUCAUGAUCCAGAGCAGAGGAGGGCACAUGAGAAGAUGUGCAUGCUGGCAUUCGAGGUGGAUAUGGAGAAGGCCUUCGCAGAGCAGCUCAGCCGGGACAAGGUGUGCGGCAUCUGCAUGGAGGUGGUGUACGACAAGGUCUCGGCCUCGGAUCGCCGCUUCGGCAUCCUGUCUAGCUGCUGCCACAUCUACUGCCUCAACUGCAUCCGGCAGUGGCGCUGCGUCAAGAAUUUUGAGAACAAGAUCGUCAAGUCGUGCCCAGAGUGCCGGGUCGUGUCUGAGUUCGUCAUCCCCAGUGCCUAUUGGGUGGAGGACCAGGAGGAGAAGAACCGGCUGAUUGAGGAGUUCAAAUAUGGAGUCAGUAAGAAGGCCUGUAAGUACUUCGACCAGGGCCGAGGGACGUGCCCCUUUGGGGCGAAGUGUUUGUAUAUGCACGCCUACCCCGACGGGACGCGGGCCGAGGCCGACAAGCCGCGCAAGCAGCUGGGGUCCGAGGGAAACGUGCGGUUCCUGAACUCGGUGCGGCUCUGGGACUUCAUCGAGGAACGGGAGCAGAGAGGAGCAAGACAGUACGACGGCGAGGUCAGCGAGCUGGGGGAACUAUUCAUGCAGCUGUCGGGGGCCGGGCACGAGGGCACACCCCACUGAAUAGGGCCACCUGCAGGACCCCCGCGGUAUGAGAAGAGGCAGCACUGGGCAGUAAUCGUGUGUUCUGUUCACCCUUUCAUGUUGAAACCUUUUAGAGGGUUUUAUUUUUAAAGAUUCCUGGGGAACAGAAAUGCUCUUGUGCAAAGUAGUAGUAAUAUUUCUCCUAGAGAACGCAGUUUUUUCUUAAAGUGUCCCAAACACUAGCCAGAUUUGAAAUGCCAAUAAAACUGUGCCGAUGGGAAUCUGGACAGGAAGUCCUCCUAUAUUGGGGAAGAUCUUGUUCAUGUACUUUGAGGGAUGUCACCUAGCCUGCAGGGAGGGUGGAGUGGCUCAUUGGUUUACCAAAUAAAAAAGUUUUGCUAAAGGAAAAAAAAAAAAUCUACUAAAUAAAUAAAUGUAUAAAAAAAGAAUAAUGGCAACCUAGCGUGGCUGAGGAGCUUUGCAUAAGUGCAUCAUCCCUUCAGAAGGAACGCUGCGUUGCCGCCGUCUCAUUUACAAGAUGGAAGCGAAGGUCUGCUGUUCAGCUCCCUCUGUGUGUGUCCAAAAGCAAAACGGGCCUCGGAGCCCACAGGCCAGGUCAUGUCCCUCCCGCUCUCCCUGGCUUCUCUCUCAGCUCCCUGCGGGUCGAACCAGGCCGUGACCGCCGGCACACAUUAAUACCGCCCGUGCUUCAGAGCCCCACUCCCUUUACCGUUACUUAUGGGACUGCUUGUGUGAUAUCAGUCUGUGCAGAGUCUGAAAUGCAGUUUUUAACCACACUCUCAGUAAGACUUAAGAACUUUAUAGAUAUCUGUAGUAUUCUACUGUAUGAUGUCUUGUACUGUAAACGAGGGACAUUAUUGAGAGCUACAUUUUUAAGGUAGAUGUUCACUCUAUAUUUGCUAAGUAUUUCUAAAUACUAUAAAUUAUUGACAUGGACAUAAAAUGUUUUUUUUUUCCUUUCUGUACUUGUUAUACACUCAUAUUUGUAUUAAAACAUGAAUGGAAUCAUAAAAAUAUAUCAGAAACCCAGAGUAUGAACCAAUUACAGUGGUAACCUGUGUGUAGACCUAUAAGCCAUGAUCUCAGGUCAUUAGAGGCUGUACCUUGCUUCAUACUUUCAACAAAUAAAAUGGCUAAAAUUC